Messenger RNA from Eublepharis macularius, 1420 nucleotides. Its product is annotated as BPI fold-containing family B member 6-like. Gene Ontology annotation, molecular function: lipid binding. Bases 89 to 1420 code for a protein of 443 amino acids. The transcript has 14 exons. Lineage: Eukaryota; Metazoa; Chordata; Lepidosauria; Squamata; Eublepharidae. The record is from RefSeq and is a predicted model, not a curated record.
GAGAGAUUCCGACUGCUCCUGAGAUUUCUCCACCUGGACAAAUCCUUGACCUUCUGUUGGUGUGUUGCAUCCAGAGAAGUGAAGCACCAUGGGGCUAGAUCUCAAGAGGCUACAGAUGUGCUUGCUCUUGUUCUUCUGUGGCUGGGUGGCCCUAUCACAGGGAGAAAAGGCUCCUGGGCCCUGUGUGAGAAUCGGGGCCUGCACAAUACUGGAGAUUGCCAAGCGCUCGAUGACCGACAGUCGCAUCCUUGAGCAGUUGGCAGAGGCUGCAACAAAGAAUCAGGGCGGCAACAAGGCAAUCAAAGGCAUCAAAGGGCUGAAAGUGAAUGAUAUUCGACCUCCGAACGUCACGGUGAGCUUUGUGAUGAAAGUGGGAAUGCGGAUGGAAGUGAUCUGUCAGCUGACAAUUGCUGGGAAAAGCUUUAUUGGUGGCAGUAUGGAAAUCACCGUGAAGUCUAACAUGACAACGAUAAGCAAGAUGAUCAUCAAGGAUAAGGUCAUCAGUUUUGAAGUGACCAAGUGCACUGUAGACCUGAUUAGCUGUAAGACCAACCUUCCUAGCAACAUGCUUCCAAAGAUUGUGAAUAAGUUUCUCAACUCUACCCUUGGGAAAGUAUUGCCUGGCAUGAUGUGCCCAGCAGCAGACAAAGUGGUUGGUCAAAUGAAGGAAAAAAUGUUGACUGUGUGGAAUCAACAGCCCAUUGGCGAUCUAGGAUUUAUCUUGUAUGCUUUGACUGGCUCUCCAGUCAUCUCUUCAAAACAUGCAGGCAUAUGUUUUACAAUUCAAAUCACACGGAAAAAUGGAGAAGUGAUUGAAAUCCCCAUCGAGCCACCAGCUUUGAAUGUUUUGCCAGAGCUAUCACCGGAGAACUCUGAACUCACCAUGCCAGUGAAUAUCUUGAAUGCUCUCAUGAAAUUGCUUGAAGAUGUCUUGGAGCGAGAGGUUUCCAGUGACAGGGGGGGUCCUGAGAUAAACAGAGACGUGCUGGCCGAAAAGGUACCAUCGGUUGAAAUCCCUGAGGGAGACUUGAUAUUUGAAAUAAGAAGCACAGAAACCCCAACUUGGGCCCUGGAACCAGGAGUGGCCACCUUGAAAGAUCCUCUCAAGAUAGAAUUAAAGACACGUCCAGAGAAAGAGAACCUCUUCAUCGUGACUGCGACCUUGAAGAUUAAUGCUACUUUUCAGGAGAUGAAUGGACACCUCCAAAUUCUUCUGGGAGAAGACAGCUUGAAAGACUUAGCUUUGGAAUCUUCUUCAGUUGGCGACUUUGAUCCCGAGCUUCUCAACGGCUACUUUCUUGAUAUCCUGCGUGCAACUCUCCUUGAAAACCUUAAAAAAAGUAAGAGCCUGUUGGAUAAUCUCGGCUUGCCACCACAGCCUGGCCAUUUCCCUUGCCACGAAAGCAUCUCUCAGCAAUGA